This is a messenger RNA of Scleropages formosus (Asian bonytongue), 2841 nucleotides long. RefSeq names its product coiled-coil domain containing 160 (gene ccdc160). Bases 98 to 1078 code for a protein of 326 amino acids. NCBI's taxonomy places the organism in Eukaryota, Metazoa, Chordata, Actinopteri, Osteoglossiformes, Osteoglossidae. The transcript has 2 exons. The record is from RefSeq and is a predicted model, not a curated record.
CGUCAUCAAUGGACGCUACCAUGGUUACCUGGGUUGGAAUGGUGAUGAAUCGUUAGCUUCUGACACAAGGAAGGACAAGGAUUCAAAGAGAUCAGAAAUGGGCGUGGAAGAGGGUCUGGAGUCGCCGGGGUGUAAGGAGAGCAACUGGGUGGCUGAGUUAUUUCCCCCUCGUUUUACCGUGCUUGAUCUCCUGGAGGAAUGUGGCGCCGGGCCGGGGGCAGGAACACGACCCCCGGAAACAGUUUCUUCGCUUCUGCUGCCUAGCGAAAGAACGAGCAAGGUCCGGAGCGGCCGAAAGCAAGAGAUCUACCGGUCAGCCCUUGUCGAGGUGCAGCGGACAGAGGACAGCAGGAGGAGGAAGCAGCUGGUGGAGAGAAUCAUUAGGAAGCAGGAUGGGACACCAGAGACGAGCUCCGGAGAUGCGGAGCGCAGGGGCGGGGCCUUCGAACGGAGUCCGGGACGGGAGGAUGAGGAGGCCUGCAUCUGGAACGAGCAAGACCUGGCGUCUCUGCGGUGGGCAGCGCGCAAAGCGGAGCAGGACCGACGCAGUCUGAGCGCUCGGCUCCAGCAGGCGCUAGAUGAGACGGAGAGGCGGCGGCAGGAGUGCGGACGGCUCCAGGGGUUACUGGACGAGAGGGAUGCGCAGAUAGCUCGUGCCAGACGCGAAGCUGCAACGAAAAGUCAGCAGUUGGAGCUGCUACGGGUCCAGGGGCGCAAAACCGAGGCACGUUCGAAGGCAUGGGUUACGGAGGUCCGGGACAGGGCGCAAGAGGCCAGCAGGCUGCACGAGAAGCUUAGAAGGGCUGAAGAGGAAGUGCGGAAGCUCAGGGGGAACAAUGCAGGCUUGGCACAGGAGGUGGACAUGCUGAGGAAGCAACUGGAGGCGGAGCGGAAGGAGGAGGCGGUAGUCACCCUUGCGGAGCACCAGGCUCUCGUGCAGAGGCUGCGGGCCGAGCUAGAGGCAGAGCGUCAAAAACACGCACGCAGCCGGACAGCUCUGGAUCUCCUGCGCAGACACUACAUCAGCCGACCGGACCAGCCGGGCAGGCGACAGAUAGACAGGAUCACAUACAUGUAGUUCAGAAUGGGCGGAAGAGCUACAGACCUGCUCUUCUUGGCUUCAUACCUCCUGCACUACAUCAUCUAUGCAAUGUAAAUUUCAACAUGGGCAGACAUGCAGUAGCCACAUCCAGUAGCUUUUAUUCCUUUUAUCUUUUAAAUACUGUGUUUUGUCCGUUUACCCUACCACAGUGCACAUGGAAACAUGCAAAGACACGCUACAGCUUGUGGGAUUAUUUUGAGCAACAUUUUUCUGUUUCUGUGCGCUGAUGUGUGGUUGAGUUGCUUACGUGAGCAGAGAUUGCGUGCCGAAAAGUGUCGUACCGUGUGUAACAAGUGCAGCAUUCAUACUAGUUAAAGGACAAUAAAAGACCAGUUUGCAUUUUAACAGACUGAUUUUAUUUCCUGUUUCUGAAUCCACCUCAAGUCCUUUCACCUUUCCAAAAAAAAAAGAAAUACUGGGAAAGUCUUUGGAAACAGUAAAGACAGCAUGAAGCGAUACCAAGAGACAUUCAGUGUUGGCUGAGAAUAGUUUUCUGACGAAAACAGAAACAAAAGGUGCAGCGAAUAUUUACAGUUCAGACUUCUGCUCAUCAGAACCCCCUGCUUUGGUUUUGUGACUGCCAGUGGCACAGCAUCUUUUCCCCCAGUGCUGCGAAACAUUAUAGGUCUCCAAACAUUGAUGAUUGGGCCGCACGUUCCUGCAUUUCACUGUCGCGUUUUCACUAUUCGAUUAAUUCACGCAGAUGACUGGAUCUUUUACGUAUAGCAGUCUUGGCUCCAAUUCUUAUUCUCUUGGUCACAAAGUGGUUCAGGGUGUCCUAGCAGGGUUAAUCUACCACACAUGGUCUGAUUUGUUGAUCGUACAUUUAGCAAAAAAAUUUCAUCUCUAUGUUUGAAAUUCAGUUCUUCCCCCAAACAAGCUAUAAUAAAUUAUGUAAGUAAAUGAGGUACACCUUAAGGAGUGAGUUUAAAUGUCAGUCUAACGUACAAAUGCACCCAUUUGAAAGGUCACAUUCAAAUCUAGGUCACUCUGGACCGUUUUCACUGGAAAGAUACAGAUAAAUCAUUCAAGGACAAAGAGGGGAACUUAAAAUUCUACGGUCAUUUGCUUACUGGGUCGGUCUAUAAACAGCACACUGCAGGAGACAGGACUGCAUCCGUCCAAGGCAGCAAACCAGCAGUACUGUCUUCACACCCGUUUUCAGCACACGCUGAGGUCGGUGACACACGCUCUCAAAAAUUCUGAAAGCAGUCAUUUUCUCCUUUCCAUCCACCUCCUAAACCAAAAGCAACUUGCAUUUAGAAGAAUGGGUUUACCAUACUGCUUUUAAUAAUGAAUGGCUGAUCAGAAAGAACUAUGUCCUAUUCGCUGAGUACUUGACCAUAUUUUGCAGGGUUUUAAUUCUCUUUGUUCAGAACACUUAUUCUGUUGCACAAUUCAAUCGCUGUAUCUGUUUUUCAUUAAUGUGAAAACAUUCAGGAGAUCCCUUGAAAUCCAUUAAAGUGGUCAAUAAAUGUCUCUCAUAAAUAGCUGAAAAGGGAGGACUGAGAGAUCUGUAUAUUCUAUAUGAUCACCAGCACUACGCAUUCAGUACAUUGUUAUCGUUCCACUCUAAAGUAAAAAUUUUAUGUGUCAGUGAAAUACUAGUCUACAAAGUGCACACAAGGAAUGUAUGAAAACUUGUGCAAAAAGAUGACAGCAGAACUUAAGUGCCAGUUUAUCACUAAAAAUAUCUGAAGACAUGAUUGACCAAAAAAAAAAAAAAAAAAAAAAAAUCC